Molecule: messenger RNA, 1929 nt
Organism: Odobenus rosmarus divergens (Pacific walrus)
Lineage: Eukaryota; Metazoa; Chordata; Mammalia; Carnivora; Odobenidae
Gene: SLC6A8
Product: solute carrier family 6 (neurotransmitter transporter, creatine), member 8
Exons: 12
Coding region: 80-1642 (520 amino acids)
Biological process (GO): neurotransmitter transport; sodium ion transmembrane transport
Cellular component (GO): plasma membrane
Molecular function (GO): creatine:sodium symporter activity
Source: RefSeq, a predicted model, not a curated record
AUUCCUUAUCCCUUAUGUCCUGAUCGCCCUGGUUGGAGGAAUCCCCAUUUUCUUCUUGGAGAUCUCACUGGGCCAGUUCAUGAAGGCCGGCAGCAUCAACGUCUGGAACAUCUGCCCCCUGUUCAAAGGCCUGGGCUACGCCUCCAUGGUGAUCGUCUUCUACUGCAACACCUACUACAUCAUGGUGCUGGCCUGGGGCUUCUAUUACCUGGUGAAGUCCUUCACCACCACACUGCCCUGGGCCACAUGUGGCCAUACCUGGAACACUCCCGACUGUGUGGAGAUCUUCCGCCAUGAAGACUGUGCCAAUGCCAGCCUGGCCAACCUCACAUGUGACCAGCUUGCUGACCGCCGGUCCCCUGUCAUCGAGUUCUGGGAGAACAAAGUCUUACGGCUCUCCGGGGGGCUGGAGGUGCCAGGGGCCCUCAACUGGGAGGUGACCCUGUGUCUGCUGGCCUGCUGGGUGCUGGUCUACUUCUGUGUCUGGAAGGGCGUCAAGUCGACAGGAAAGAUUGUGUACUUCACCGCUACAUUCCCCUACGUGGUCCUCGUUGUGCUGUUGGUGCGCGGAGUGCUGCUGCCUGGCGCCUUGGAUGGGGUCAUCUACUAUCUCAAGCCUGACUGGUCGAAGCUGGGGUCCCCUCAGGUGUGGAUAGAUGCUGGGACCCAGAUUUUCUUUUCUUACGCCAUCGGCCUGGGGGCCCUCACGGCGCUGGGCAGCUACAACCGCUUCAACAACAACUGCUACAAGGACGCCAUCAUCCUGGCACUCAUCAACAGCGGGACCAGCUUUUUUGCUGGCUUUGUGGUCUUCUCCAUCUUGGGCUUCAUGGCCGCAGAGCAGGGCGUGCACAUCUCCAAAGUGGCGGAGUCAGGGCCUGGCCUGGCCUUCAUCGCUUACCCCCGGGCCGUCACGCUGAUGCCUGUGGCCCCGCUCUGGGCUGCCCUGUUUUUCUUCAUGCUGCUGCUGCUUGGCCUGGACAGCCAGUUUGUAGGUGUGGAAGGCUUCAUCACCGGCCUGCUCGACCUCCUCCCGGCCUCCUACUACUUCCGUUUCCAAAGGGAGAUCUCUGUGGCCCUCUGCUGUGCCCUCUGCUUUGUCAUCGACCUCUCCAUGGUGACUGAUGGCGGGAUGUAUGUCUUCCAGCUGUUUGACUAUUACUCGGCCAGCGGCACGACCCUGCUCUGGCAGGCCUUCUGGGAGUGCGUGGUGGUCGCACCCGCCUCAGGAGCUGACCGGUUCAUGGACGACGUUGCCUGCAUGAUCGGGUACCGACCUUGCCCCUGGAUGAAAUGGUGCUGGUCCUUCUUCACCCCACUGGUCUGCAUGGGCAUCUUCAUCUUCAACGUGGUGUAUUACAAGCCGCUGGUCUACAACAACACCUACGUGUAUCCAUGGUGGGGCGAGGCCAUGGGCUGGGGCUUCGCUCUCUCCUCCAUGCUGUGCGUGCCCCUCCACCUCCUGGGCUGCCUCCUCAGGGCCAAGGGGACCAUGGCUGAGCGCUGGCAGCACCUGACGCAGCCUGUGUGGGGCCUCCACCACUUGGAGUAUAGAGCUCAGGACUCCGACGUCAGGGGCCUGACCACCCUGACCCCAGUGUCCGAGAGCAGCAAGGUGGUGGUGGUAGAGAGCGUCAUGUGACAGGCACCCUGGCUCCCAUCACCAGCUCACCCUCUUGUAGCCAUAGCAGCCCCUGCUCUAGCCCCCCCACCCCUCCAGGGGGCUUGCCUUUCCCUGACGCUUUUGGGGUCUGCCUGGGGAGGGCGGGGACGAAGCACCACGAGUGCUACCUAAAAUAACUUUUUUUUCCAUUUUUAAUAAAACGCCAAAAAUAUCACAACCCACCAAAAAUAGAUGCCUCCCCUGCCCCGCCCCCCAACCAAGCUGGUAGACACGCUGCUUCCCAGGCCCUGCCGACCGCCCUCCCC